UCAGCAUGCGCCCGCGUGCGUGAACAGGAGAACUUGGCGAGAGGUCGCGCGCGUACGGCUGAGACUCGCAACAACAACUCGUCCAUGCAAAACAGCUCCGCGGUAAUCUAACCGAGUCUUAACCGCGGCUUCGCUUCUCCACAGUGGCCGUGCGUGUUUAGACGGUUAAGAAUCUCAUUUCACCGUUAAACGUCCCCCCCUUUUUUUCUUUUUUGGAUUAGAGUCAAACGCGGAAAUAUUUGGACGAAUUUUCCCUCCUGAGAAGUCGCUCUUGCUGGAGGAGAUUUUCCCCCGACGGUGGUGGAGCUCGACGACGACGCCGGCGGUGGCUGAGUGUGUGUAUGUGUGUGUGUUUUUUUUAUUUUUUCUUUUUAAUUUUUUUUGACAGAUAAGUUAAAUUUCAUUACGGCGGCUGUGUUUCAAUUCAUCUUUCGAGCGCGAGUGAAAGAGUAGAGAAGGCUGCCAAGUGUUUGAGGUGUCCUAGCUCCCGGAGCUAGCUAACUCACCGACAUGGACUGUCACGACGGUCGGCAGCGCAGAACUGACCCACUGCUGAGAGCUAGCUAGGCAAAUUAGCUAGCCAACUUUAGUCUGCUUAGCCGGCGAGCUACAUUCUAGCUAAAGGAGAGAUUAUAGAGAGAUAUUUGUGGCGGCGACAUUUUAGCUAAGUUACUAGCUAAGUUACGAGGACGCAAUGCCCGUCAGUCACAGAGCAAGCUGGCUAAUAUUAACACCGCACCAGCGCGAGACUGGAGAGCUAGCCAGCUAGCUAGACGGAUCGAUUAAGUUGCCGAAGCUAACGAACUUAACGCUGCGUGCAGGGAGUCAGCGUCAACAGCGAGCAGAAGCUGUGUGGAAAUCAUGUACUGUCCGUCCACACUGGUGUGCCAAGACUCCGGUGUUGGACUGUUUGAUCCUCGCGAAUGAACUCGGAUACUCGCCUGGGGAAAAGAGGAGGCAUAUAAUCAGCUGGGAGCAGUGGGAGCUGUGGGCCCUGUGUGACUGCUGGGGUGGAAACAUGACCGUGUGCGGCCGGCUCUGGGUCCUGACUCUGGGGCUUUACGCCGUGCUUCUCCUCAGUCCUGUCGCAGCUGCCCAGAGUGAGGAGAGGGAAUGUGCGUUUACUGACCAGCACCAGCAGUUUGAUGAGCAGAGUGUGGCUGGUGAUUGGCAUGUGUCACGGGAGAACAACACCAUCCUGUGCAGCAAGAGCAGCCGCUGCUACGGUCUCUGGGAGAAAACCCAUGAUGGUGACAUUCGCCUGGUCAAACAAGGCUGCUGGACUUACAUUGGCGACCAGCAGGAUUGCCAUGACGACCGUUGCGUGGUGACCAACACGCCGUCACAGAUCCAGAAUGGCACAUACCGUUUCUGCUGCUGCAGCACAAACAUGUGCAACGUGAACUUCACUGAAAACUGGGUGUCCAGUUCCACCAGUGCCACCAUACUGGACCCACGGCCUCUACACCGUGAGGAUGCCAUUUUCAUCACCCUGGCAUCUGUCUCGGUCGUAGCCGUGCUCAUCGUGGCAGUCUUCUUUGGCUACCGCAUGCUGACAGGAGACCGUAAACAGGGUCUGCACAAUAUGGACAUGAUGGAAGCAGCAGCAUCUGAGCCAUCAGUCGAUUUAGACAGUCUGAAGCUGCUGGAGCUGAUUGGCCGUGGCCGCUAUGGCUCGGUUUACAAAGGCUCUCUGGAUGAGCGUCCAGUGGCGGUAAAAGUCUUCAGCUAUGCGAAUCGUCAGAACUUUGUCAACGAGCGAGCCAUUUACCGAAUCCCGCUGUUAGAGCACGACAACAUAGCACGCUUCAUUGUAGGAGAUGAGCGUCUGACAACAGACAGCCGUAUGGAGUACCUGCUGGUGAUGGAAUAUUAUCCACAUGGCUCUCUGUGUCGGUACCUGAGUCUGCAUGCCCUAGACUGGGUGAGCUGCUGCCGUCUCGCCCAUUCGGUCACCAGAGGACUGGCCUACCUACACACCGAGCUGCUAAGAGGAGAUUCCUAUAAACCUGCGGUCUCACACCGGGACCUGAACAGCAGAAACGUUCUGGUCAAGAACGACGGCACGUGUGUGAUCAGUGAUUUCGGUUUGUCCAUGAAACUGACAGGAAACCGUCUUGUCCGGCCCGGAGAGGAGGAGAAUGCUGCUAUCAGUGAGGUGGGUACGAUCCGCUACAUGGCCCCGGAGGUGCUGGAAGGAGCCGUGAACCUGAGGGACUGCGAGUCUGCUCUAAAGCAGGUGGAUAUGUAUGCCAUUGGCUUGAUAUACUGGGAGACCUUCAUGCGCUGUACAGACCUUUUCCCAGGAGAGACUGUACCAGAGUACCAGAUGGCUUUUCAGGCAGAGGUAGGAAACCACCCAUCCUUCGAGGACAUGCAGGUUCUGGUGUCCCGAGAGAAACAGAGGCCAAAGUUCCCCGAAGCAUGGAAAGAGAAUAGUCUGGCGGUUCGUUCACUGAAGGAAACGAUGGAGGACUGUUGGGAUCAGGAUGCAGAGGCUCGUUUAACGGCUCAGUGUGCAGAGGAGCGCAUGGCAGAGCUGCUCCUUAUCUGGGACAGGAACAAGUCAGUCAGCCCCACUGUCAACCCAAUGAGCACAGCCCUUCAGAAUGAGAGGAACCUCACCCACAGUCGCAGGGUUCCAAAGAUGGGGCCUUACCCAGACUACUCCUCCUCCUCCUACAUUGAGGACCACGAUGGCAUGGUGAAGAACCUUCCUGGAGACAUGUCCACCUCAGGCACAUCCUCAGUGAGUGGCAUUGGUUUGAGUGGCCCUGGCACUGGGGGCACAGGAGAAAAGAACAGGAACUCCAUAAACUACGAGAGACAGCAAGCCCAAGCACAGGCACGUCUCCCAAGCCCUGAGACCAGUGGAGCCAGUCUAUCCAUGAGCACCACCACCACAACAGCAGGCCUCACCCCCAGCACAGUCAUGUCCACCAUCUCUGAAUCAGCCCCAUCAGAGGAGGCUGGAGCAGGCCCAAGCGUGCCUGUCUGCCUGCAACUCACCCAGGAAGAUUUGGAGACCACCAAGCUGGACCCCAAGGAGGUGGACAAGAACCUGAAGGAGAGCUCUGAUGAGAAUUUGAUGGAGCAUUCUCAAAAGCAGUUCAGCGCUCCUGACCCACUCAGCACAGGCAGCUCCAGCCUGCUCUACCCGUUUAUAAAGUUAGCAGCCGAGGUGAGCGCAGGGGCCGGAGGUGGGCAUCAGACUGAAUUUGGAGCAGGUAGUGGCGCCACACUCGAUGCCCCACCCACCAUGUUUCCCCUUCCAAAACAACAGAAUCUCCCCAAGAGGCCCACCAGCCUGGCUCUUGGCUCCAAAAAUCCCAGCAAGGAGUCUUCAUCCUCCCGGCUCAAGUUUGGCAGACACAAGUCCAACCUGAAACAGGUGGAGACAGGUGUGGCUAAGAUGAAUGUGGUGGCGGCAGCAGAGCCUCAUCCAGUCACGAUAACCAAUAAUGGGCCAGGAGUGAGAAGUGGAGCUGGGGUGCACCUGCUAAAUGGCUAUGCAGGCGGUACCAGUAGUGCCAGCACUUCCUUCGGGAACACAAACCCAGCCGGGCCACAGGGUGAGGGAGGUGGCCUGCCUUUGCUCCAGAGCCAGCUAAGUGGGGAUGACAUCCGGCUCAACAUCAACAUCAACUCCAGCCCUGAUGAGCACGAGCCCCUACUGCGCCGAGACCACACAGGCCGCACCAACUCCAACAACAACAACAGCAACAUCCACACUGCAGUUUGUGCUGCGCCAUGCACAACAAGUGCAAUACCUGCAGAACCUGCUCCACCAGAGCUGCAGUUACUGCAAGUGAAGGAGGAAGCCCCUCUGAGGCAGGACAAGCCCAGGAGACCAGAGAGACCCAACUCCCUGGACCUGUCUACCCAUGCACAGGACUCUUCUAUGUCAGGUGAGAGCUUCUCUCAGGAGGGAAAAGCUGCAUCAGCUGAGAAGAUAAAGAGACGUGUGAAGACGCCUUAUUCGUUGAAGCGGUGGCGCCCCUCCACGUGGGUCAUCUCUACGGAUACGUUGGAUGGAGAGGUCAACAACAACGGGGCAGGUGGAGGGCAGGGUGCAGCAGGCGCUACUCGCUCUAAAUCCAGCACUGCUGUGUUCCUGGUCGGAGGGGGAACUGCCACGGCAACUCUCUCCUCUGACCCAACCUGCCUAUAAACUUUUACCCUGCUGAGAAACGGCCACAAGCAGCUUAUUGAUACUGGAGGGUUUGGCAGCAUGUUAUAGGAGGAAGAGAAAACAGUUUUCUAAGAUACGAUUUGCAAGCACUUAACAUCGUGGUAUUUCUUGAAAUUCUCUGACCUUUUAUUAUUUUUUUUUUGUUUUUCUGAAGUAAUUGCUUUAAACCGAACCCAGCUAUGCAGCAUCAUUGGCUUAAAAUGCUUCCAUUAGUUAUGUUGUCCUGUUGUAAAUCAAAGUAUGAUUGUGUGUCUGGUUGUCUGAUAAUUACUUUCUUGUAUUUGUUGCACUUUUUUUUAUAAUCAUGAUCUUAAUCUCAUAGUUAUGUCUGAUUUCUUGGACCUUGUUUAAAUCUGGUCUUAAAACUUAAAAAAAAAAAAAAAUGGGGAAAAAAAAUGACAAUUUAUUGAUUUAACAAUCAUGCUAGAAUGCUCAUAUGGACAUAAAUGAAAUUAAGUCCAUAUAAAAGUUGAUAGAAAACGCAGUGGUCUCUAAGAUCUUUGACUGCAAUAGCAUCUGUUAUGUUUUAUGCAUAGUACAUUCAAGCAUUUGUUGUAUGUAAUAUAUACAUGUAUCCCCCAUUUUUGUAUUACAUUCUGAAAUGUGCAAUAGGCUUUAGCUUUGAGGUGCUCUUCAAUACUUUUAAUUUUGUCCUAUGUUUUGCAGCGUUUUCCAUUUUUAUUAACAUAAUAUUGUAAACUAAAUGGUGCACUUAUCUUUUUAACCACCACUGUCUGCAGUUAAGAAACAUCUUAUGGAUGACAAUCCCUUCUUAUCAAUCCCAACAAUCCUGAGAGGGAAAGGUAAAAUGAUUUUCGGGCGUGUGUGUGUAUGUUUUUCUCCCCUGUUGGAGGUGCACAACAACAGAGGACAGUUGAAAAGAUGCAAGCGUGAAGGAUGGAGGAUUUUCAAUUCUGUUACAAUCUGAAUCAAUCUCAGUCUGAUCUCUGGAAUAAUGUUCUCCCUUUUCAGCAGACACAGAAGUACAUACUUCACUCUUUUAUUUGUUUUGAAAAGACGUGGACCUGGUUUCUGCAAGUGUGGAUCUACAUGAGUGUGUCUACAUUAUUAGUCUGAUGCAUUACUCUGCAUAAGGAUCUGUGUGAGAGCACUAGAUCAGAUGUGACCUAUGACUUGAUACUUCUGCAGAGGACUUGUAUGAGGAAAUGGACAAAUGGCUUAGGUUAGGUGUUGCUCUCUGCAUUCCAGUCAAAACCACGGACACCAAGUAUGUACUUCAAAUGUAAUUUAUAUCUAAUGUUACACUACAUAGAGCUGGAACUAAAUGUGUACAUUAUUGUGUGUAUUACAGCUACUUCAGUUCUUUUUAAACCUCUGUUUAUGAAAGCUGUACUGAAAUGACAAAUAUGGUCAAUUAUGGUCAUGAUCAUGUCUCAGAUAUCAGAGUAAUCUUGAACUGAUGGCUAGCUUUCAUUUCAUUAUGCAUACAAUCAUACUGUAAGAGGGAAGCUGAGUCUAGAUCAAUGAUACAUAUGCACAUGAUGAUGCAUAUACACAGCUGUUACUUCAGAAUCGAGUUUUUAUGUGGUUUUAUUUCCCUUUUUUAACAGUGCCAAGGGCCAAACCUCAAGGCUGUAUGUCCAGAUACUUUUUUAAAUGUUCUAUUAUAUUAUUCUAAUGAAUAUCAUGAUAUAUUGCGUCCCUUUUGAGUUUGUUGGUAGUUUAAGGGUUGCACUGUCAUCCAUCCCUGUGCUUCAGUGUCAUUCAUGUGUAUGAGCAGUUUGAACAAAUGUUGCCAGAUAAUCCUGGCAAACUACACAAAAUUUCAGUGCCACUACACUUACCCUUAUUAAUAAUUGCUGUAUGUAAAACAUUGCAUCACACAAUUUAUUGAACUCGUCUUCAUUUUAAAUAUACAGUUGAGGAGUUUACCUUUUUUUUUUUUUUUUUCCUUCGCCCACAAUUACUGAUGCAUUUUGCAGGCUCAGACAUGAGCCAUUCAAAUAAUUACAUAGUGAUGCUCCGUUAUGGGAAAACCUCUCAUACUGCAAAGCAAAACUCGCCCUUAUAGAGACUGACUUAAAAUGCACAACUAGCUAAAUGUAUGCUGUGUGAAUUUUCAGUUAUGCUCUUAAGUGAAGAAUGUGCCACUUAUCUCAUGCCAGUUUAAUCACUGGACUAUGCGUUUUCUGAACUGGACUGUGCAACAGAAACAUUCACUGACAAAUUUAUUAUUCACAAAAAGUAUCUCUUUCACUUCCUCUGUCCCAGUUGAUGAAGCUGAAAUCUUAGUUUUGUAUGUAUGUAAAAUAGGUUCACCAAUGUGGUGUAAAUAUAUCUGUAUAGCGUGCUUUUGCUUGCACAUAUACAGAAUGCUCAACUGUUGCUGUGGGACCAAGAACAAUGUUGUAACACUGUGAUAUUUAUCUCUGGAUAAAAUAGCACAGUUAUUUCAGACAGAUAUUACUAAGUUUAUGUACAUGCCAUUUCCUUCUCAAGCCAAACAGAAGCAAUUACCCCUGUAGAAAGGCAAAUAAGUGACUUAUUUUAUUCCUAGGCCCUUAGUUCUCAAUUACUGAAAUGAUGACCUUAAACUAUAUUUAGCCUGCAGGAUUAGUGAUGCAGAAUGUGUUUGCGUCAAACUUCUGGUCUUCUUAUUGAAUUAUGUCACUGCUUUUUACAGCAUGUUGCUAAAUGAUUAACAUUUACAGGUGCCCAUGUGCAAUGCUGAUUAGACUCAAAACCUGUGUGUGUUUUGUACUCAUUAAAUUUAGUGCUUUUAAAAAAAAAAAAAAUUCAGUUAGCCCAGGUCACCUUAGAACAUGAUCUCGUUUUUCGUUAUUCGUGAUUUCAUUAAUUGCCAGCCUUUACACCCUGUGUUGUACUCUAGAGCAGUAAAAACAAACCCGGUUCAUGGAGAUGUUCCUUCUUAAAGAAUUCUGUUCCAACCUUAAUCCAGCUGAGCUGAUCCGGCUAAUCAAGUAAACUGAUUACAUGGUGCACUUGUGCUGGAUUAGGGCUGUAACUGAAGAAGGUGUGAUGUUUAGAAAGAGGGUUAAUGAUUACUUCUCUAGAGGAAACAUGGCAGCUUUGGCAAUGAGAUUGUCACAUUCAAACUGUUCAUUUCUAAAAAUUUAAAGUAAACACAGGCAAUGUGUAUUUUAUAACAAACCAUGUCAUCAUCUGAACUGUUCCCAUUUAUACCACAUGAAUAUUAACCACAGUGGAAGUCUAAUCAAGCAUUUUUAUAUUGAUUUUUUCAUCUCCAAAAUCACUGAAAGCAAAAAGAAAAUGUGCUGUUUCAUUAGUCCCAACAACCACUGCAGCUCUUCAAAUUCAGGCAUGCAAAAAUUUAGCAGUGUGUCAUCUUAUUAUCAUCAAGAAACUAGAAUUACAGAUUUUCUUUGUGUAUGUAUAAGAGAGAAUGGAAAGUAUUUGUUCAUGAUGGGCUGCUGUUUUGUUUUGUUUUGUUUCCUUUUUCAGUCAUCGAAUUCAUACCGAUGCUAAUGGCUCCACUGAGAUCCGUGGCUGAGAUUAUUGCAACAAAAAAAAGCCACUGAAAUGUUUUCUAUUGCAGCUUGUAAAGUAAGCGCUUUGAGAAAAGAACAAAUAACUACUCAGUUUAGUCUACUCAAAAAGAUAUAUGUUUUAAUGCCAUUUAGAAAUAAAGCUUGCUGUACAACCCUGCAUUACUCAGUUGAUUAAAGACUAUAUUAAAGAA
This is a messenger RNA of Pangasianodon hypophthalmus (striped catfish), 7874 nucleotides long. It is a transcript of the gene bmpr2b, whose product is annotated as bone morphogenetic protein receptor, type II b (serine/threonine kinase). Gene Ontology annotation, biological process: BMP signaling pathway; vasculature development; protein phosphorylation. Gene Ontology annotation, molecular function: ATP binding; transforming growth factor beta receptor activity. Lineage: Eukaryota; Metazoa; Chordata; Actinopteri; Siluriformes; Pangasiidae. The record is from RefSeq and is a predicted model, not a curated record. Gene Ontology annotation, cellular component: plasma membrane; signaling receptor complex. The transcript is spliced from 13 exons. The coding region runs from base 1019 to 4171 and encodes 1050 amino acids.